Molecule: messenger RNA, 1988 nt
Organism: Chilo suppressalis (striped riceborer)
Lineage: Eukaryota; Metazoa; Arthropoda; Insecta; Lepidoptera; Crambidae
Source: the annotation of a GenBank genome assembly
CGCAAGAUGUCAUCUGUGAAUAUAAAGUUUCGCUAUUGCUUGACACCCACUGAUCCUGAGCAAAACCCGGUGCUAAUUGUGGGACAGGUUGCACAUUUGAAUUCACUCUCUUGGAAUGAUGUCCGAUGCAAAUUGGAGCCCCGGGUCACAGAAGAGUCAUGGCGUCGAGGUCUCUCUUGCGUCACAUCUUCGCCCGGCGACUCCGUAGAGCUUUGGCCCCGCGCAGCCUCUCUGGCAUCGCUGCCAGUACGCUGUUCUCGUCACUCGGCGCCUUCACGCUCGCACGCGCUCGCCAAGAUCGUGAGGGGGACGCAACGAGCCAUCGACGAAUCUAUUGUGUUAGUUUGCCGCAAACGCGACGUAUACGCAUGCGCUGUGGCCAUAGCUCGCUCCUUCCCCCUUUACGGGGCCCGGACUACAGCAACGCCGCUCGCUACCACGGGUUCGAUUCCCGUGCAAUCGUCCACCGUCACCGUGGAAGUGCUGCUCGUUAAGGAGGAUAGUAAGCAAAAUGGCGAUUCAGAAGACGAGAGCCUCAUAUUAGACCCAGUGCUCACCGAACGCAAUCUAUCAGCCGAGGAAUUGACCACAAUACAGAAUGUGGCAGAUGCUACAAGACUGGCAGCUCGAAUUACUGAUACCCCGGCCAAUAUUAUGAAUGUCGACCAAUUCAUACAGGAAGCAUGCGCAGUAGCCAAAGAUCUAGACAUAGAGGAGCCCACGAUAAUUCGCGGCGAGGAGUUGAGGGACCGCGGCAUGGGCGGCAUAUACGGCGUGGGAAAAGCGGCCGCUUGCCCCCCGGCCUUAGUGGCACUCUCGUACAGGGUCCCCUCGGCCGUGGAGACAGUCGCUUGGGUGGGCAAGGGUAUUGUCUACGAUACUGGCGGUCUCAGCAUUAAGGCAAGGACUUCCAUGGUGGGAAUGAAGGGAGACUGUGGUGGCGCCGCCGCAGUCUUAGCCGCUUUCAGUGCCGCUGUUAAAGCCAAACCCAUGGUCAAUCUGCAUGCCGUACUGUGUCUGGCGGAGAACGCUGUCGGACCAUUAGCCACCAGGCCAGAUGACAUACACACACUAUACUCUGGACGUACAGUUGAAAUAAACAACACGGAUGCUGAAGGUCGUUUGGUACUGGGCGAUGGAGUGGUAUACGCAUCCAGGGACUUGAAAGCCGAUACUAUAGUGGAUGUAGCAACACUAACGGGGGCACAGGGCAUAGCAACAGGCAAAUAUCACGCGGGCGUAAUAUCAAACAGUCGGCGCUUAGAAUCGGCCGCGGUUACAGCGGGAAGAAUGUCCGGAGACCUGGCGCACGCGCUGCCCUUCGCGCCCGAGAUGCACUUCAGCGAGUUCACCAGCGUAUGCGCCGAUAUGAAGAACAGCGUCGCUGAUCGUAACAACGCGCAGCCGUCGUGCGCGGGCCUGUUCGUGCUGGCCCAGCUGGGGUUCGACUUCCCCGGCGCCUGGUUGCACGUCGACAUGGCGGCGCCUGCUCACUGCGGUGAACGAGCAACCGGUUACGGAGUAGCGCUCCUCACCGUACUAUUCGGGGCCCACACCGAAAACAAACUCUUGAAAGCUAUGUCGCCACUAUCCAAAGCUUGAUAUCGGUCUAUUACUGCCCAAUGUUGCCAGAUUCUAGCAAACGGAACUAGAGGAAUUAAUGUUUCCUCCUUUUUUACUUAUAUCGAUAAAUUGGGCUAAUUUCUUGCGCAUGGCAUGAUUAUUUGGUACUGGUAAUACUAAAGCGAAAGAUCGACUAUUUUUUAGCCCAUUAAAGUUCAGCAAUAGCGGACAAUAAAUAAAUAUUAUUGUAAUGAAUUUUGCUUGUAGGUAAUAUACACCAAUGUAUUCAAUAAAUUUUCGUAGAUUUUGUAAGUACCUAUGUAUUUAUCGCCACAAUUGAACAUUUGAUAGCACUAUAACAUUAUUAUGAACUUUUUAAUUUUCUGUGCAUGUUUUACUUAACAAUUGUAGUACAAAGGUUAAUA